AUGACGACGUGCGACCAUCGACAGCAUGCGGUCCAAGACUUCUCAAGCACAAGGCCCCCUCUUGAGGUCAUUCUAAUACUCUUGAAAUUCAAGGCCGCCGUUGUUCCCACGAAUAUGGCAGCAUAUACGGCUCUCAAUAUACUGUUGAACAGCAUCACCGAUGCAGCCGAAACCACUUCACAUCCGACGACCUUUACCACAUGGUCGCCCUGUUUGUCGAACCCGAGCGCAGUUGCCAUUCUCACCACAGCAAGUGAGACUUGUUCGGAGAGUACCUCGGUGGUCUUUGCAACCGUGCUCAGGCACUUGUCGUCACCCCCGAGUGUUCAGCACGUGUAUCUAGACUUCUCCGUCGUAUCACUUGCUGCAUCAUCGCCCGAUGAGAGGAUACCAUGCGAUGUUAUCGUGCUGCAAGCACCGAACCCUGGCGUGGCGAGUGCCAUCGGGAAGCACUUUGGUUGGGAUCCGACAAGGUCCUCACUGUCAACCCAAUUGGGCGCUUGUGGCCCGGCCGCCUUCAGUAGACCAGGAGAUCUUAUUCAUGAUUUCUGGGCCUGGGCUGAGCUCCACUCCGGUGCUCCGACAUCUCCGUCGAGCUCAAUCGGAAGUGGAUACGAUAGUUUCGAUGGCAGACCAACGCUGCGAGCACAGAACUCUGAUGAGAAGAAUAUGUCCUUGUUCUAUGCCGAGGACGAAGAGCGGAGCAACAUGGAUGACGAGACACUCGUGAUGAUCUUCCAAUGGAGCAGUCACGCCGAUGCUGAUAGAUUCAAGCAUCCCUUGCAGAAGAGCCACGGCCAGAAUGGGCAGGAAGUCAGCAAUGACAUGUGGGAUAGACAUGUCGCACACCCUUUGCGGCAGGCAACAAGCAUCGGUGCAAAGGCGGACAUGUUCAAGCUCGAACUAAGAGGUGUGGAGCCGAGGAUGGGUAAAGCCGCGGCUCGGGAGCGUAGCGGGAGCAGGAGGUUCAGCACCAUGGCUUCGGGCUUUGGCGAGAAGGUUAGCGGAUUAUGGGGUCGAUAA
Messenger RNA from Didymosphaeria variabile, 1023 nucleotides. RefSeq lists its product as uncharacterized. The transcript has 2 exons. Lineage: Eukaryota; Fungi; Ascomycota; Dothideomycetes; Pleosporales; Didymosphaeriaceae. The record is from RefSeq and is a predicted model, not a curated record. The coding region runs from base 1 to 1023 and encodes 340 amino acids.